AUGGAAUCGAAUAAAAGGCCCCCUUUCGAUAGUCGUGGAAAGCUGCCUAUUUUAUACGAAGAUGAUGAUGGUUCAGAAAAUAAAUCUAAGGCGACCGAUGGGUUUACGUUUGCAACAGAUAAUCAUCAGGUAGGACACGCACCACUAAAAGAUUUCCAUAGUUUUGAUGCCUUGUUUCUCGACAGCACACCACCGUUGCGUUCAUAUAAACAUAAGAUGAAGGAGCUUGCAGACAUCGAAUCUCAAUAUUCAGAGCUUAUUAAACCGCACACACAAAGUCACCAAGGACCAGUUCAAUAUGAGGCAAGUGGCCCAAAGAUAUCAACUGAUGCGGUUAAUCGGGGACCAGUUCAACAUGAGGCAAGUGGCAUGAAGAUAUCAAUUGAUUCGGUUAUUCGGUUAGGUGGAGAACGGUUCAUACAAUCUUGUUCAUCGACUUCGAUGAACGAUAUUUCGACAGCGAGCCACCCAUACAGUAGUUCAUUCUCGGGCCUUUCUGAUCAAGAAGUCAAAGAUGUUCAACUCAUAGAAAAUCUACUACUUUCUGCAGAGAAGGUCACUCACCAACAGUUUGAACAAUCGAUUAAGCUUCUUGAUUGGUGUGAUGUUCUGUCUAGUAGCUCAGGAAACCCAAUUCAAAGAUUAGUUCAUUAUUUUUCAGAAGCUUUACGAGAAAAGGUUGAUAAAGAAACCGGGAGAGCUUCGUUGUGUGGGUCAGGAAAGAAAGAUGUAGAGAAUCUUGCAAGGAGAGUGGUGAGCUCAAAUGCGACUGCUACCAUGCUUUAUGAAAAAUCACCGCUUUUCCAAGCGGGUUGUUUUUCUGGGGUGCAGGCUUUGGUGGACGGAGUAUCCGGGUCCAAAAAAGUUCACGUAAUCGAUCUCUCGAUAAGACAAGGCACACAGUGUGCGAUUCUAAUGCAAGCUCUCGUAUCUCAACCCAAUUGUCUAAUCGAGCAUCUUAAAAUAACCGCUGUCGGGAGUCAUUCUAAACAGAAAAUCGAGCAAACGGGUGACUGGUUGAAGUGUUUUGCUGAAUCUAUAAACUUAUCUUUCUCUUUUAACCUGGUUAUAGUUGAAGAUAUGCUAGAUUUCAAUAAAGAUCUUCUUGAAUUGGAUCCAGAUGAAGCUUUGGGUGUUUACACAUCAUACGGUUUAUGGGGCAUGAUCGGGCAACAGGACCGAUUAGACUCUUUAAUGAAUGUUAUAAAAAGUAUUAACCCUUGUGUGAUGGUGGUGUGCGAAAUUGCAGCGAAUCUUAACUCACCAUACUUUGUGAAUCGUUUUAUUGAAGGUUUGUUUUAUUACGGGACAUUGUUCGAUUCUUUAGAAGAGUGUUUGGGUCGUGAAGAUGAAAACCGCACUAUUACCGAGUCGAUGUAUUUUGGUAAGGGAAUAAAUAAUGUCGUGGCAUCAGAAGGCAAUGAAAGAGUUAUUAGGCAUGUGCAUAUUAAUGUUUGGAGAAAGUUUUUCGCACAGUUUGGGAUGAAGGAGGCCGAGCUAAGUCUGUCUUCUUUAUAUCAAGCAAAUUUGGUGACGGAAAAGUUUUCUUAUGGAAGUUGUUGCACAUUUGAUAGGGACGGUGAUUCACUCGUAAUCGGUUGGAAAGGUACACCGGUCGAGUAUGUUACUGCUUGGAAAUUCUCAUGA
Molecule: messenger RNA, 1647 nt
Organism: Helianthus annuus (common sunflower)
Lineage: Eukaryota; Viridiplantae; Streptophyta; Magnoliopsida; Asterales; Asteraceae
Product: DELLA protein RGL1
Exons: 1
Coding region: 1-1647 (548 amino acids)
Biological process (GO): regulation of DNA-templated transcription
Cellular component (GO): nucleus
Molecular function (GO): DNA-binding transcription factor activity; sequence-specific DNA binding
Source: RefSeq, a predicted model, not a curated record